AUGGCGAGAGAGUCCACGGCGAGCGAAAUCUUCCGCCGUCGCCUGAUGAUCGAUGGUGUCGACCGGAAAGACGCCAAAGACAACCAGUCCGCGGCGCUGGAUCACCUCCACGAUUACUACAAGAAGGCGCUCCAUCGACUACCGCCCAAGCUGAUCCCGAGCCUCCUCGAGGCCGGCUUCAGCUUCGGUUUCCUCGACCCCGUCUCCAACAUCAUCGCCAACACCGUCUCCCAAGAGCUACAAAAGAGUAGGAAGAGGAAGAGAUCACGGGCCGGCAGCUACACCAACACAAAGAAGGGGAAGGAAAAGAAGCAUUCGCAGGGACUGAGGGACACGGCCAUCUCCAAGAUCAUCACAGAGUCUAGCAAAGACAUCUUACUCGUACCCCGGUUCACCACACUCCGGAACAGCAGCAUUGCUGCCCGAUCUCUUGCCGGCCUCGUUACUUUCCUCACCUCCUACUUCCGCUACCUUACCACCUGUGAUGCCCUCCGCUACCUGCGUUUGUCAGAAGCCGACCUUCUCGUCGCUGUGCGUCUCAUCCACGAAGAUCGUGACAUCCACACCUUCACCAUCCACGUCCCUACUGCAAAAAUAGCUCUGCAAUGUGCUGCCAUCUCCGCGUUGCAUCCCACUGUCGCCAUAUUGGUGUCUCGAUCCUUCUCGCUGGCUUCCUGUGUGGACAAGGCCUCCAACCUUCUAGCGACACAGGACUGCAUCAGCUAUUCCAAUAUAAUGGAACUCUCCAAGUUAUUCACCUCCAGCAAGGAUACGAUAAACCAAUUGAAUCAUGUACAUCACGCAGUUUCAAAGAUGCAACGCAGAAAAAGGAAGACUAUUCUGGUUGAGCUUGGGCUAGAAAUCUCUCUCAAGAUGGUGCUUCUUGAUCGAAUCCAUCUGUUCUACCUCAAGGCGAUUUCCUGCAUACCAAAGAAUGACUUGUGCUCACGCCACCACCGUGGUCUCCUUAAGGCUGGCCACUGCUACGGUCCUUUCGAUCCUGUGACCAACAUCAUCCUCAACACCAUUUGGUAUGACACCAUGUUUCCUCCAAGUCAAGAGUUUGAGGUUGAAAUGAUCUGCACAAAGAGCCUCGCGCGCACCGAGUUCCUCUCCCUAUGUGGUCUUGUUGGCUACAUCUGUGCCUGCUUCCCUGCUUAUUCUGUAUAUGAAGCUAUGAAGUGCCUGCUUCUCUGCAACGCCAGAAUUGAUCGGGUCAUUGAUGAAACAGCAAAAGAACAAGGUCACGAUGGACACAUCCCUUUUUCUGAAUCUUUUGCGUAUGAUACAGCAGCUCGCACAGCACGUCAUCCCAGCCCUACUGCACUCGUAGAAUUUGCAAUGACACUGAUGCCACAGGUAGGGAAAACCCUUCAGUCAACACUUGAGAUUAAGCAGGUCCUCUCUUCCAGUGAUGUUUGUGCGAUAUCUAGAACUUUUUCACAAACAUUACCGCCUGCCAAAUCUUUGGAGCCGGUUGAGAAAUUGAGCGAGAAUGCCUCCAAGAUUAUAUCUGAGCACCAGGAUAACUUUAAGGCUUGCCAGAGUACAACUGUCAAAAAAGCUGAAGCUGCAUUACACAGAUAUGCAAAAAAGACGGGACAGGAAUACGAGCUUCAUUUUAUCUGUGAUGUGAAUUCUACAAUACCUGAGCAUGGCGCAUGCUACUGCCCGCACAGCUACAAAUACCCAUUUGCUCACAUGAAUGUCUGGGCAAGACGAAGAGGUUCCCAGAACGUUGAUCAAGUUCCAACGCUCUUCUUCAUCCAGUUUAACAAUAGGGAUGAAGACAUGGAAAGUGUGGCAUUUUUGUGCUGUCCUAUAUUUGAUCUAUCAAAAGAUGCUGAGGAUAAUGCCCAACUCAUUUGA
Molecule: messenger RNA, 1869 nt
Organism: Triticum turgidum subsp. durum (durum wheat)
Lineage: Eukaryota; Viridiplantae; Streptophyta; Magnoliopsida; Poales; Poaceae
Source: the annotation of a GenBank genome assembly